AGUAGUUGGAUGUGCAAAACAGGACUAGCUUGACUUGACUGGAGCUUCAGCUGGCUGCCUCCCCUCUUGAUAAUUGAGAUGGCUUCAACAGGAUUAGCUUGCAUUCUCUGCUCUCACCAUGCCAUGACUCUGCUUUGGUGAUUUCAGAUCAGGAAGCAAGCCCACAAGGAGCAGGUCACCAACAUCCUGGUCCAGAUCUACAUCGAUUUACAGGUAUGGUGGCUGUUCUUUAGAUCUGAUGGGUAUCUCAAGUUGAAGAUCGAAGCCAGCUACUCUACUUGUCAUCCUCAACAGCCCCAAGUCAUUAGGUCUAGUUUUUUGUGUGGAUCCAUGAGAUUAUUCUGAUGGUUUCAGAUUCGCAAAUGCACAAGGAGGUCGCCAACAUGGAUCAGAUCUAAGCCAUUUCGAGGCAGCACCAGUAAGCACGAUAAAGAUUUCUCUUGGAAGGACGAGCUUCUUAAUUUGUGACGACGCCAAGGUCUGCUGAGCAGGAAGGUAACCAACAUUGAUUGGAUCUAAGCCAUUACGAGGCAGGUGUCAGUACUGGAAAAAUCAUCGUUACCGAGUUCUUUUGUCUUUGCCGAGUACUAGAACACGGGAUCACGGCAAAAGACAUCUAAGCCGACACUGUAAGCACAAUAAAAUUAUCUCCUGGAAGGACGAACUUCUUAAUUUAUGAAGACGACAAGGUCUGGCGAGCAGGAAGAAGCGUUGAGUUUGGGGCAUUUUAACCUGAGAUGUUCCUAUACGGAAGCAUGGCUAGCUAUUUGGUCGAGUGUCACUCUUGUCAGCGAACUUUCUGAUGAUACCGAGGAAAGUAUACAACUAGGAUGCCACCAACUGACGAGGCAUUAGCAAACCUCAGAAAGUAAUGGCAGAGACUGUGAUCCUUCUAGCCAUUAAAAAGAUUGGAAGUGCCUUGGCGAAAGGAGCGGCAGACCAGGCAAGCGUGCAGUUUGCGAAGUACGGAGCACAACUACUGGAGCUACAGGGUAGCAUGGGUCGUGUUGCCAGGGAGCUUCGGGUAAUGCAUGAUGUUCUUUGCCAAAUGGACAUUCGAAACCGCAGCAAUUAAGUAUAUGAGGGCUGGUUAGAGGAGGUACGCAAAGUAGCACAUGUGAUGGAGGACAUGGUGGAUGAGUACUUGUAUCUAGUUGGUCGAGAACAUGAUAUAGGUUGUUGUUUUUUCAUGAAAAAAGGGUUCAAAAAGCCAAGAUCACUGCUCUGUUUGAAUCAGAUAGCUCUCAGAGUGAAGGAAAUGGAGAAAGGCCUUUCACAUCUGUCAGAGACAAGAAACCGUUGGGUACCCAUGAUAAAUAACGGGGAUUCUAGCAACCUCAAUUACAUUGUCAAGAGAUCCCAAGAGCUAGCAAACAUUUCACGCUCACUUGAUGAAGAAGAUCUAGUGGGGGUGGAUAAAAACAGAGAAAAACUUGAGCAGUGGUUGGGGGAUGAUCAGGAAUGCUCUGUGGUAGCUCUGCUUGGAAUGGGAGGUCUUGGCAAAACUGCUUUAGCUGCAAAUGUCUACAAAAAGGAGAGGGAGAAAUUCCAGUGCCACGCCUGGGUCUCCAUCUCUCAAACUUAUUCUAGAGAAGUUAUAUUGAGAAAUAUAACCAAGGAACUUUUUAAAGAUAAUGUCAGUGUUCUAUCCAGCACCCUGGAUAUGGACAUCAUGAGCCUUGAAGAGACACUAAAAAAAUAUUUGGAGCAAAGAAAAUACUUGAUCAUAUUGGAUGACGUUUGGGAUCCGGAAGCAUUUCAUGAUUUGUCAAGGAUGCUUACUCAUAAUGAUAAGGGCAGUAGAGUGAUACUUACAACAAGGGAAGCCAGCGUUGCCGCACUUGCCUCUCAAGGACAUAUCUUAACAUUGGAAGCUUUACCAGAAGACAAGGGGUGGGAUCUCUUUUGUAAGAAAGCCUUCCCAAGAGAUACAAAUCAUGAAUGUCCUACAGAAUUGAAGCCAUUGUCCGAGGAAAUAGUUGGCAAGUGCAAAGGCUUGCCUCUUUCUAUUGUGUCAAUUGGCAGCCUCUUGCGUGUGCGUGAGAAAACCAUGGAAGAAUGGAGAAGAAUAAAUGACCAACUGAGUUGGGAGAUGAUUAAUAAUUCGAAGCUUGAUCACAUAAAGAAUAUUUUGUACCUGAGCUUCAUAUACCUUCCAACACAUUUGAAAAGUUGCUUCUUGUACUGUAGUCUAUUUCCAGAAGACUAUCUUUUACAUAGGAAACAACUUGCACGGUUAUGGAUGGCAGAGGGGUUCAUCGAGGAGAGGGGUGGAAGCACAUUAGAAGAAGUGGCAGAAGGCUAUCUGAAGGAGUUGACUGACAGAAACAUGCUACAACUUGUUGAGAGGAACCACUUUGGUAGGAUGAAGAAAUUCAGAAUGCACGAUCUCUUACGUGAACUGGCAGUUGAUUUGUGCAAGAAGAACUGUUUUGGUGUUACUUAUGACAAUGAGUGUGGGGGGUCUCUUGAGAUGGAUGGACGACGAUUGGUACUCCACAAACAUCAGCAAAUUUCUGGUAUACUCCAACUUCGUACAGUCAUUACACUGGGCAAUAGUAUGCCAUCAACCACUAUACCUUUGCUAUGUAAGGAGUCAAGAUAUUUGACAGUGCUAGAAUUAAGUGGCCUACCCAUAAAGAAGAUUCCAGAUGCUAUUGGAGAUCUUUUUAAUCUCCGCCAUUUGGGUUUGCGUGGUUCGAAAGUGAAGAUGCUCCCAAAGUCUGUAGAGAAGCUUUCUAAUUUGUUGACACUGGACCUUUGUGGAUCUGACGUACAUGAGCUGCCUAGUGGGAUUGUGAAACUGAAGAAGCUCAGACACUUAUUUGCUGAGAGAGUAAUUGAUGCAGAAGGGAGAGAUUUUGAAUGUCGGAGUGGUGUGUGUAUCCCCAUUGGUCUUGGAAAUCUAACAAACCUACAGACGCUACAUGCAUUGGAAGUACAAGAUGAGUGUCUUAGGCAUUUAGGGGAGCUGAGGCAAAUGAGAAGCUUGAGGUUAUUGAAUGUGAAGGAAAUCUACUAUGGAAGCAUCAACGAGUCUCUAGUUCAGAUGCAGUAUUUGUCCAACCUAUAUGUUUAUGCAAGCGAUGAGAACAAGGUUCUUUUGUUGAAUGUCUGCCUGCCAAGCCUGCAAAAGCUAUCUUUGAGAGGACGACUAGCUGAAGGGGCCUUGGACGAGUCUCCUCUAUUCCAAGCUUCUGGGGGGCAGAACCUGUAUUCAUUGUCUCUAGAUUGGUCACACCUGAGAGAAGAUCCCCUGCCAUCCCUUUCUCGGCUGUCAAACUUGACAUGUCUACGUUUCACAAGAGCAUACAACGGCGAGCAGCUGUCAUUUCUCACGGGGUGGUUUCCCAAGCUGAAGAAUCUAUGGCUAAAAGACCUGCCUAAUCUGAAUCAGCUAGAGAUAGUAGAAGGUGCCAUGGCGAGCCUGGAGGAAUUAAUCUUAGUCAACCUCAGAAGCAUGAUGGAGGUCCCAGGUGGCAUUGAGUUCCUCAUGCCCCUCCAGCGUCUAUCCUUCCAGGAAAUCACCAGAGACUUCCUAACAUCGUUGUGCCAAUGUUCUGCAACUCGAUGGAAGUUCCGGUAUACUCUCCGACAAUGUUGACCUGCCGCACUGGUUGGAAAUGUGUGUACCUAGGCAAGAUCACCGUCCGGAAGGAAGAAGCUUCAUUAGCUGGACCGGAUGCAGAUUCGAUGCACAUCUGUUGAGGUGUUUCCUCGGCUGUUUCAAAACGUACUACUGUCUACUGCAUCCUUGGCUGCUACCACUCUGCUGUCUAUGACGGUGCCUCUGUUUACUGCUCUACUUCUACUGUUCGUUUGCUUUUGCUUCUCCUACUGAUUAUUGUAAGACUGAGACCUGAGUCGUGUUUCCAUUUUCAGACCUUUUGUACUGCUACUUGUUUGUGUGUGCUUGUUGUGAAGUGGUAUAUACAAUACGUUAUUUCAGCUGUGGCUGUUAAAUAAAAGACUUUGGUUUGUGAAUCAUAA
Molecule: messenger RNA, 3990 nt
Organism: Triticum dicoccoides
Lineage: Eukaryota; Viridiplantae; Streptophyta; Magnoliopsida; Poales; Poaceae
Product: disease resistance protein RPM1-like
Exons: 8
Coding region: 1121-3604 (827 amino acids)
Biological process (GO): defense response to other organism
Molecular function (GO): ADP binding
Source: RefSeq, a predicted model, not a curated record